This is a messenger RNA of Scophthalmus maximus (turbot), 2193 nucleotides long. Its product is annotated as major intrinsically disordered NOTCH2-binding receptor 1-like. The record is from RefSeq and is a predicted model, not a curated record. The coding region runs from base 452 to 1042 and encodes 196 amino acids. The transcript is spliced from 3 exons. NCBI's taxonomy places the organism in Eukaryota, Metazoa, Chordata, Actinopteri, Pleuronectiformes, Scophthalmidae.
UGGUCUAUCCAAUUGCGUCCGGGCGCAUUUUGGUCUGUGUCCGUUGGUGACGCCUCUUGGGAAUCGAAAAUGAACUGAGAGGUUCAAGACUAAUACGCAUUUGAGCGUUAGUAUCAGUCUGGCUCGGCAGGCUACCUCUAGAGCAGUAAUGACAUAAUCAAUAAUGACAUCAGAGAUCAAGGAUCACACACGGUCUUGUAUCAGGCGUCACAGUGAGAAUUGUAAUCCAUCUUUAGACAGUGGCAGGUUUUAUAUAACACAGUACUCAGAUGACCCUCCUCAGCUCCAAGCCUUUACCGGCCAGUUGGGGUUACACACACCAGCAAGUGAUACAUGGUCAUAAAUACCUUGGUCUUCAUGAAUUAUUACAGAGCUUUGGAGUUGUUGUGAGCAUGCCCAUUCAGCCAGACUGCAGGCAGGUGAACAGGCAGUGUGGAGCAACAGAGCCACGAUGGACAUCUCUGUCCUGCCCAACAACAACCACCCAGAGAAGUUCCUCCAGCUCGACGUGGGGAUACUACCGACCACACAUGGCAUGUUCCAGGUUGGAGUAGUCGUGUCCAGUCAAAGGAACUGGCAGAACAGGGUCUACUCCCAGAGGGAGCAAAGGGUAAAGACUGAGAGCAGGUCUCCUCCAUCUGCAGAGGGGGUGGUGUUUGUGGACAGAUACCUGGAGAAGCACAUCACCCCGGUCACUCUGAAGUCCAACAUUAAACGGAACCCUCUGUACACAGACUUGAGAUCGAUGGACACUGUGGACAAUGAGAAGUCCAAGCCUUCUUGGACCGUCAAGGAGUACGACACACAGACAAUCCACGGCAACCUCGGAAACUAUUUAAAGGAGGACGAGAAGACUCCUAAAGAUAUCGACUUCUGGCUGGAGGAUCUCUACACACCAGGAUUUGACUCUCUCCUGAAGAAGAAAGAAGCAGAACAUAAAAGGAAAAAACUCUGUAAAAUUAUCUGUUCAAUCAUUUUGUCUGUUUGUACAGUCCUUAUUGUUGUCAUUGUGCCAGUUGUUGUUCUACAAAACAAAAACUGAUGAUGCCGUCAUUGUAUAGUUCAACUAUUAGGACCUCACCUAUUUGUAAGUGGUGGUCAGAUAUUUUUCCGUUUCUUAUUUCGUCUGGACGGAACUUGACUUGGAAAACUGUCUGGAGUCAUAAUGGACGUUAAGACAACACUAAGUGGAUCAUGAGUAUACGCAGCACAUCCCAUGGCAAGUACUGUAGCAGCUGCACCGCUGUGGAAAUACUGUACAGUAGAGUUGACCAGUGGAGAUGAAUGAAAAUGCAAAAUCAAGUUUUUGCUGACCUCCAGUGGUUUAACAUUGCUGCAGCGAUGUACAGUCAGUAGACUGAUAUCAACAAUAUCCCCAACAGAGCACACAUCUGACAGGACCUACCCCCAGCGAGGUUCAAUGUAGGUGUGGAUCACAACCACUCACUGGAGUACUGUUGCUGAUCAUGUUCAUCACUUCAUGGCCACAGUUUUAAUAUCUUAUUCUGCAGAGUAAUGCUCCACACCACCAAGUAAAAGUCGCUUCAAACUGCUUGCAUGAAUAUGAACAGUGACAUUCCAGUGACCAGGUGGGAAUCCAGUGGAAAGCCCCUGGACUGGGAGAGAACAGACAUAUUGGCAGCAUGAGGCAACGCAGUCGUGAUGUGAACAUGGAGCAGAAUCUCAGAGGAACGUUUCCAACAGCGCGUGGAAUCAAUGACACAAAGCACCAAGACGUUGUGAGGCAAGGGGAGGCGCUACCCAAUGGAGUGAUCAGUGUCGUCUCUUCAAACGAUCUGAAUUUGUUGGGAACUAUUUAACAAUGCGAAGCGUUUGUUUGGGCGAGGCUGACAUCUUGCUUUACACAAUGUUACUUCAUCCUGCCUGUUCAAUAAAAAAAAUAAAUAGAAAACACACAGACUGAUUUCAUUUGAUUUAUUUAUUGCAAUAAAGAUGUACAAAGUAUUGGUAAUCAUAAAUGUUAAAAUUUUAGAAAAAGCAUCUGUUACUGUUAACAGUGCAGUAUAUCAAAACAUUACUGCUUCAGCCGGCGGCGUCGAUUCCAUCCACGUGUGUGAAAGCAGGAGAAAACAGGUCUGACCUGCUAAUGUCAUGUGUUUUCCUCAAAAGGCGUCGGAAAGAAAGGAAUACACAUAUUCAAAGAAAGAAAAAAAAAAAGACAAAAAGAGAAAA